AUGUCAGCCAACCUUACGGAGGAACAGAUAGCAGAAUUCAAGGAAGCUUUUGCUUUGUUCGACAAAGACAACAAUGGGUCAAUUUCGUCGUCCGAACUUGCUACAGUGAUGAGAUCAUUAGGAUUGUCCCCCAGUGAAGCCGAAGUAGCUGAUCUCAUGAACGAAAUUGAUGUCAACGGGAACCAUAAAAUCGAGUUCAGCGAGUUUUUGGCGCUGAUGUCCCGGCAAUUGAAAUCCAACGACUCUGAGCAAGAACUGCUGGAAGCUUUCAAGGUGUUUGACAAAAACGGUGACGGAUUGAUUUCUGCUGCUGAACUCAAGCACGUGUUGACUUCGAUCGGAGAAAAGCUCACUGAUGCCGAGGUUGACGAAAUGUUGCGUGAAGUGAGUGAUGGAAGUGGUGAGAUCAACAUCAAGCAAUUUGCGGCGCUCUUGUCCAAAUGA
Lachancea mirantina is the source of this 444-nucleotide messenger RNA. The record is from the annotation of a GenBank genome assembly. NCBI's taxonomy places the organism in Eukaryota, Fungi, Ascomycota, Saccharomycetes, Saccharomycetales, Saccharomycetaceae.